This is a messenger RNA of Coregonus clupeaformis (lake whitefish), 2444 nucleotides long. RefSeq names its product cartilage acidic protein 1-like. The record is from RefSeq and is a predicted model, not a curated record. Gene Ontology annotation, molecular function: calcium ion binding. The transcript is spliced from 15 exons. NCBI's taxonomy places the organism in Eukaryota, Metazoa, Chordata, Actinopteri, Salmoniformes, Salmonidae. Gene Ontology annotation, biological process: axonal fasciculation. The coding region runs from base 59 to 1978 and encodes 639 amino acids.
UCUUUCUCUUUCUGGCGCUGGAGGAAUAGCUGCUAAUUGCGUCAGUGUGUCCCUGUGAAUGCGAGUGAUGAUGUUCCUCUGGGUGUUCAUAUUCCUCCCUGUCCUCUCUGCGGCCCAACGGUCAGAGCCCAUGUUCUCAGCGGUCACAGAGACCAUGCUUCCUCCGGACUAUGACAACAACCCCACCCAGCUCAACUACGGAGUGGCUGUCACCGACGUAGACAACGAUGGAGACCUGGAGAUGUUUGUAGCCGGAUACAACGGUCCCAACCUGGUUCUGAAGUACGACAAGCAGAGGAAGAGACUGGUCAACAUCGCUGUUGACAACCGUAGCUCCCCUUUCUACGCUCUGAGAGAUCGCCAAGGCAACGCCAUCGGAGUGACAGCCUGCGACAUUGAUGGAGACGGAAGAGAGGAGAUCUAUGUGCUCAAUACCAACAACGCCUUCUCAGGUCGCGCCACCUACUCUGAUAAGCUCUUUAAGUUCCGUAAUGGCCGGUUUGAAGAUCUGUUAAACGACGACAUUAACGAACACCGUGAUGUAGCCAACCGCUUGGCUGGACGAUCUGUAGCCUGCAUAGACCGAAAGGGUACAGGUCGUUAUGCCAUCUACAUAGCUAACUAUGCCAGUGGUAACGUGGCUCCCCAUGCCCUGAUAGAAAUGGAUGAAGCUGCCAGUGACCUCUCCCGAGGCAUCAUCGCCCUGUCCAACGUCGCAGAGCAGGCUGGAGUCAACAAGUUCACAGGUGGUCGUGGUGUAGUUGUAGGUCCCAUUGUUAGCCAGUACCUGUCUGACGUGUUUUGUGAUAACGAGUACGGACCUAACUUCCUGUUUGUAAACAACGGAGAUGGAACCUUCACUGAUGUGGCUCAGCAGGCAGGUGUGGAAGACCCCAUGCAGCACGGUAGAGGGGUGACUUUGGCUGACUUCAACAGAGAUGGAAAGAUGGACAUUGUCUACGGAAACUGGAAUGGGCCACAUCGACUCUACCUACAGCUGGGCAACAACCGCAAGCACAGGUUCAAGGACAUAGCAUCUCAGAAGUUCUCCAUGCCGUCUCCGGUGCGUACGGUCAUCGCUGCAGACUUUGACAACGACAGCGAACUAGAGGUGUUCUUCAAUAACAUUGCUUACAGAGGGUCGUCAUCCAACAGACUGUUCAGGGUAACUAGGAGAGAACAUGGGGACCCCCAGAUUGAGGAGCUGAAUGUGGGGGAGGCAGCCGAGCCAGAAGGACGAGGAACAGGGGCGGCAGUAACAGACUUUGAUGGAGACGGUCGUCUGGACCUGCUGGUGUCACAUGGAGAGAGUGCUGCACAGCCUCUCUCUAUCUACAAAGUCAACCAGGGCUCCACUAACUCGUGGCUGCGUGUUAUCCCCCGUACCCAGUAUGGGGCGUACGCCAGGGGGGCUAAGGUAGUGGUCUACACCAAGAGAAGUGGUCCACACACACGCAUCAUCGACGGGGGCUCCGGCUACCUCUGUGAGAUGGAGCCUGUAGCACACUUUGGGCUCGGUAAAGACAUAGCUACUAAUGUUGAGGUGUACUGGCCAGAUGGGAAGUCAGUAGCCAGGCCUCUGGAACCAAGUGAGAUAAACUCUGUCCUGGAGAUCCACUAUCCCAGAGAGGAGGAGGAGGGCACACCUGAAAUAGAGAUAGAGUGUGGCCAAGGGUUUGCUAUGAAUGAGAAUGGUCGCUGCACAGAUAAGGAUGAGUGUACCCAGUUCCCCUCUGUGUGCCCCACUGACCGUCCUGUGUGCACUAACACCUAUGGCAGCCACAAGUGUCGUGCCAAUAAGAGGUGCAACCAGGGCUUUGAACCCAACGAUGAUGGAUCGGCUUGCGUGGCUCAGGUAGCUUACUUUGGGGGGACGCGCUCCUCGGGGGUCCGAAGAUGGGCCGGCUUCUCUCUCUGGCCUCUUUCUGUCUCUCUGCUGCCUCUCCUCUCCUCCCGCCUGCAAACCGGACCACUGUAGCUACUACACACUUCCUCUCCACUUCACUCUGGAACCUUCCCUCCUUCGCUCUCCUCCCUCUCUCCCUCUCUCCCUCUCUCUGUCUAUCACUCACUCCUAGAGAUAAGGAAGGGGGAGUGUACAGUGACUCUCGAAAACAAACUGAUCAUGGAAGUCUCUUCUCUAUCUUUAUUCAUCUGGAAAAUGAACUGAUCAUAGAAGCAUCUACCAUCUCUUCACUCGUCCUGAAACAAACUGAUCACAGAACUCACUCCCUCUCUUCACUCGUCCUGAAACAAACUGAUCAUAGAACUCACUCCCUCUCUUCACUCGUCCUGAAACAAACUGAUCAUAGAACUCACUCCCUCUCUUCACUCUCAAAACGAGCUCUCCAUGAACAUUUCUUCUUCUCUUCACUCCUCUCAUACAUAACAAAUCAUGGACCUUCUCUUUCUCCUUUCUUCACUCGUUCAUGGACUUUUCAUGG